Messenger RNA from Hippocampus zosterae (dwarf seahorse), 8797 nucleotides. It is a transcript of the gene nav1b, whose product is annotated as neuron navigator 1b. The transcript has 32 exons. The record is from RefSeq and is a predicted model, not a curated record. The coding region runs from base 541 to 6042 and encodes 1833 amino acids. Gene Ontology annotation, biological process: neurogenesis; neuron migration; nervous system development. NCBI's taxonomy places the organism in Eukaryota, Metazoa, Chordata, Actinopteri, Syngnathiformes, Syngnathidae. Gene Ontology annotation, molecular function: ATP binding; ATP hydrolysis activity. Gene Ontology annotation, cellular component: axon initial segment; microtubule cytoskeleton.
AUAGCCAGCCUUUCGGACAGCGCUCACCCUCGCUUUGGCGAUGCGUGGACUCAUAUAUGAAAUAGGAGAGGGACAGAGAGACAGAGACAGCGAGAGAAAAGCAAGUGACAGGCGCUUGGUGGAUUAAUCCGGAGGAAGAGGAAGACGAUGGGAGGCAAGGCAUAAUAAAAGGCAGCCGGCACAAGGAGGAUACGGCUUUCAGCAGCAUCUCGCCUGCAUGCGACUCGACCGGAAGAUAGGACAAGAUAAGGGACGAAGAGGUGCUACUUUUAGCUCUUGGAGGGAACGCUGCAGUUCGUCUGGGUUGGCAUUUAUAGAGAGGGCGCUGACCGUGACGGCGCAGGAUGCGACUGGAGCGUGAUUAUGCAAGCAGGGAGGGGAACACCCAACCCCGAGGCGACUGAAGGAUGUUCCGCCCGGGGUGGAAAGAAAGACAUGUCAGGAGGAUGCUUCACGAUCACGCCAGUGUCCACCAUUUGAGAGCUUCCACGGCGUAGCCAUCUUAGAGCAGCAUCUGGUUAGCGUCUACGCCGAAGCAGGAUGCCUCUCUCAAAAGCUGACCCUAAAAUGCCAUACGGUGGCCUCCCAAAUCCCACCACGCACUUCCAGCAUUCCACAAGACGACUUCCGUCCCGUUCCUCUGGAUCCUCCGAGCUACUGCUGAGAGGUUCCUCUCUGAGGAACCUUCUGCACCAAAGUUCCAGCGUUUAUUCGCAAAGGAGCCCGGCAGCAGCCACGCAGCGGAGUGACGGAACGUGCUCAGCCUACAGCAGCCCUCGCAUUCCCAAGAGGGAAGCCUCUCGUUCAAAGGACACCUUGGACAUCCACACAGGAGCUCUGCGAGACCUUCAGAUUAGAAGGAACACAAACAAGAACUGGACUUUUGGCAAAUACCGGCAGAGAAAUGUGGACAACGCUCACAGUGUGGCCGAAGCUGCCUUUUCCCGGAGACAUCACGCCAAAGGAGGCAAUAGGAAUGUGGAAUCUUUGGAGGGAGUAGGGAGCUUCCAAGGAGAUGUGAGGAGCAUCUCUGACCAGGGAAAGAGUAUUUCCAAAACAAAACUUCCGGGGAGGGUCAACAUGGCUGCUGUCGCCCCAUUCAGGUACAGGUGUCAGGAUCAGGAGGAGCCAGGGGGCACCUUAGAGGACCUGAGCGACUGUUCCUCAGACUCCAUGGAGGUCUGCUGUGAUGAUCUUGAUCCCGAGUCGCAGAGGAAGCGCACGGUACAAAACGUCCUCGACCUUCGCCAGAAUUUAGAAGACACAAUGUUGAGUUUACGGGGCUCUCAGCACAGCCACAGCUGUGCGGACAGCAGCAACGUGGGCUACGACAGUGAUGACACCAAUGCUCGCAGUAUGUCCAGCCUGUCCAACCGUUCCUCGCCGCUGUCCUGGCGCCACGGGCAAGCCAGCCCUCGCCUCCAGGCAGGCGACGCCCCGUCCUCCUCGGCGGGGGGUUACCAGGGUUCCAAGACGCUCACCCAGUACGUCGCCCAAACCAUGCCGGCUCGCUGCUCGGGUAGGCUGAGCGGGACAUCACGUGUGGAUCUUCUGGACGACGGAGACCUCAAGUCCGGCUGCUUGAGCGAUAGUGACCUUCUGGGGAAGAACCUCCCGGAUGAUGACGACAACCUCACUAAUGGCUGGGAUGAAAGCAGCUCCAUCAGCAGCGGACUCAGUGAUGGUGACGGCGAGGUCUCGGAUAACCUCAGCUCAGAGGAGUUCAACGCCAGCUCGUCCCUCAACUCGCUCCCUAACACGCCGCUGGGAUCCAGACGCAACUCUUCCAUCAUGCAGCUCCGGACCGACGCUGAGAAGCGUUCUCUAGUGGAGAGCGGACUCUCCUGGUACAGUGAGGACGGCAAGGCGGGCCGCAAGAUGGACGCAUGCGGGUACGACACGGGCAGUCUCAAGACAGAAGCGCCAAGCAAGUGGAGGAAGAAACCGCCAAGUCUGAGCGACGAGCUGAGUGUUAAAGAGGAAGCCAGGAAGCCUCAACAUCUGGGUGCGUCGGGAAGCUUUAAGAAGUGUCGGAAUCCUCCGGUGGGGGUCACCUCACCUAUCACCCACACGUCACAGAGCAUGCUGAAGCUGGCAGCGCCAAAAAAUGACAAGCCGCAGGACAAAUCCAAGAUUUCCAUCAAGACGGCGGGUCUCCAACGGUCACGUUCCGACGCCGGCCGGGAUCAUCAAGUGGAUACGCGAAAGCCCCCGUCUGGUUUAGUCAAACCCACAACAGGAGCCUCCUUUGGCUACAAGAGAACGCCCGCAGCCACCGGUACCGCCACGGUGCUGAUAGCAGGAGGUGCCGCCAUCUCCAGUGGCUCUGCUACUGUGGGGAAAAUUCCCAAGUCCGCAGGCAUGUCAAUCAAGCCGGUAGGGUUAGGAGCGCCUUCUGGUCGCAAGAACAGCUUUGACGCCAGCAGCGACGCCAGCUUUCUGGGGCCCAAUGUCCGCAACAGCAUCCAGUACCGCAGCCUUCCUCGACCCGCCAAGUCCAGCACGCUCAGCGUCAUCGGUCGCCCCGCGUCCCGACCCGUCAGCGGUACUAUAGACGCCAGUCUGCUGACCCUGAAGCCAGUCAGCAUGGCCUCAGCGAGCCCCAGAGUAAAAGAACCUACUGGUUUGAGCAGUAAAAUUUCCAAUCGGACCAUCGUUGUCCCGGUGAACCAGACCGACCGGGAGAAGGAGAAGGCCAGGGCCAAAGCCGUGUGCGCUGAUAUGGACGUGGACUGUCCUUCCCUGAAAGGAGACGAGGUUCCAUCAGAGUCCUCGCGAGAAUCCGUUUUGAAACUGCACGGCCUGAGACGGACCAGCAGCAGCAAAUAUCCCGAACUGUCAUCACCCACCACGCCAAGGAUGUUCGUCAAGUCGUUGGGGCGUCCACCUAGUUUAGCUCACCUGGACAAGGUCAACUCCAACAGCCUGGACUCCUGCGUGACCAUUCAGGACCUCCCUCCCAAAGUCCCCCCAUACUCACAGCUCCAAGACCUGGCUUCCUCCCACUCAACAACCCGUCUGACGCCCAGCCCGGCGCCCGUGCUGCACAUCGAUUCUUCGGGCUCAUAUACAAGUGACAGCCUGGUUGGUUCGCCCCUGCUAUAUCCCAAACUGUCAACUAUGCACCGCAGCAUGGAGUCUUUGCCCCUGCAGAUGAGUGUGCCCUCUCGAGCCAGGUUUAGCCCCAAAGAGUCGCAGGGUAGUGAGAGGGGAGUGGGGACCUGGGGUGCCGGGAGCAGGACAUCUCUUAACCUCUCAGAAGGGUUGCAGACCGAUAGGAACACCUUGCCAAAGAAAGGCUUAGAACGCUGCAGCUCGAGCCUGUCGGAAAAUGACGGCAUGAAGCCGGGGCGCCGCCACUCGCACAACGCGACGUCCGAGCGCAUCAGCCCGCCUCAGCUGCCGUCGCCAACCCGCACCAUCCACCUCCUGUCCGCCACCAAAGCUCCUCUCACCAACGUGGUUGCCCCAAUUUCUUCUUCCGGCACACCGAGGAUAUCGCGCUCCAACAGCAUUGGGCCCCCCGGUGACUGCGAACUUUACGGCUCCUCCCCCCUGGGCAGCACCGUGUCGCUGGCGGAGAGGCCCAAAAGUAUGAUGCGCUCCGGCUCUUUCCGCGAAACCGCAGAUGAUGACCACGGCUCUGUGCUCUCUUUAGCUUCCACUGCUUCAUCCAACUACUCCUCCUCAAAUGAGGACAGGAUCCAAGGGGAGCAAAUCCGCAAACUACGCCGUGAGCUGGAAUCCUCACAGGAGAAAGUCGCCGACUUGACCAUGCAGCUGUCAGCCAACGCUAACCUGGUCGCAGCUUUUGAACAGAGCCUGGCACUGAUGACGGCUCGCCUGCAGACCUUGUCAGCUUCCUCUGAACAAAAGGAUUCUGAGCUGAACGACCUGAGGGACACCAUCGAAAUUCUGAAGACUAAGAACACCGAGGCCCAUGACAUCAUUCAGGAUGCUCUCAAUAAUUCCGAAAUUGUGUCAAAAGAACUGCAGAUAAAUCGUCAGGACUCAUCAGAAAGUCUCUCCAGCCUCGCCAGCACCGCCAGCCACACGAGCAUGGGCAGUCUCAAGGACCAGGAGGCCAAGAAGAAGAAGAAGAAGAGCUGGUUACGCAGCUCGUUCAACAAGGCUUUCAGCAAGAAGGGCGCUAAGCCAACAGGGCCCUAUGCCGACAUUGAGGAAAUUGCCACUCCGGAGUCGUCAGUACCACCUUCACCAAAAGUCAACCGCAUUGGGGCUGAUCCUCCGCCAUCAUCCAUGAAAGCCUCAGCAUCUGCGUCAUCAUCUGGGCUCUGUGAGGGAAGUGAAGUGAUGGAUGACAAGGUUGUGUCUGACCUUCGCUCGGAACUGUGGGAAAAGGAGCGCAAACUGACCGACAUCCGACUGGAGGCUUUAACCUCAGCCCAUCAGCUAGAGCAGCUACAGGAGACCAUGACCAACAUGCAGAGGACUGUGGACAAUCUCAAGGUGGAGAACGACCAACUGAAGACAAGCGGCCUGUCCCCCUGCCCGUCUCCUGGACCCUCCAGUUCUGUCUCCCAGUCCUCAGGUCUCACUUCUCUCGCCAGCUUCUCACCACGACACUCUGUUGCAGUGCGUGAUGCCAGAAGAACCAGUACAGAUUCCAUGGAUUAUGCCAGUCUGUCCUCGCAGCGAGAUGACCAUCGUGUCAGGGUGGUGGUUUGCAUUGCAGAUUUGCUCAUCUUCAAAGAUGAGGUGAAACAGCAGGACUUCUUCCUUGGUACCGUCAGAGUGAAUGGCAGGAUGGACUGGCCCAUGCUGGACUCUGCUGUCAGCCAGGCCUUCAAGGUUUAUGUUGCCAAAGUGGACCCCACCUCCAGUCUUGGCCUAUCGAUGGACUCCAUCUACAGCUACAGCAUGGGCCACAUCAAGAGGGUGCUGGGAGGAGAGGCGCCAGAGACGCAACCCUCUCGCUGCAUGUCCCGAGGUCCUACCAGCAUCACCGUGGCUCUCAAAGGUUUGAAGGAGAAAUGUGUUGACAGCCUCGUCUUCGAGGCCCUCAUCCCUAAACCCAUGAUGCAACACUACAUCAGCCUGCUGCUCAAACACCGCAGACUCAUCCUCUCCGGACCAAGUGGAACGGGCAAGACCUACCUGGCCUCGCGGCUGGCCGAAUAUCUGGUGGACCGUAGCGCCCGUGAAGUCUCCGAUGGCAUCGUGGUGACCUUCAAUAUGCAUCGUCAGUCCUGCAAGGACCUCCAGCUGUAUCUUUCAAACCUAGCUAAUCAAAUAGAUAGAGAAUCCAGCUCGUCAGAAAAUCCUCUGGUCAUUAUCGUGGACGAUAUUCACGAUCCGGCUUCAGUCAGCGAAUUGAUCAACGGAGCGCUGACAUGCAAAUAUCACAAAUGUCCGUACAUCAUCGGAACAAGCAAUCAGCCAGUGAAGAUGACUGCAAACCACAGCCUCCACCUCAGCUUCAGGAUGGUGACCUUCUCCAACAACGUGGAGCCCGCCAAUGGCUUCCUGGUUCGCUACUUGCACAGAAAGCUGAUGGAGUCUGAGGACGAGCGGAACCUGGCCAACGAGGAUCUGGUCCGUGUGCUGGACUGGGUUCCCAAAUUGUGGUAUCACUUGCACACCUUCCUGGAGAAGCACAGCACGUCCGACUUUCUCAUUGGCCCGUGCUUUUUCCUGUCCUGUCCAGUCACGGUGGAGGAGUUCCGGUCAUGGUUCAUUGACCUUUGGAACCAUUCUAUUAUUCCUUACUUGCAAGAGGGAGCCAAGGACGGCAUCAAGUUCCAUGGCCAGAAAGCGGUCUGGGAGGACCCUGUAGAGUGGGUGAGGGGCACCCUGCCUUGGCCUUCUGCCCAGCAGGACCAGGCGAAGCUCUUCCACCUUCCUCCCCCAAGCAUCUGCUCCAGUAGCCCCGGUCAGGCCGGCGAGGAGAAGUCACGCAAGGAGACCACGCCCAGCUCCACGGAAUCUGAUCCAUUGAUGGCAAUGCUUUUGAAGCUUCAAGAGGCUGCCAAUUACAUCGAAUCACCAGACAAAGACAACCCCAGCCUGCCAAGACUGUGAAUAAGCUUGCACGUUAAAAAACACUCAAACCGAAAAAAAAGUAAUUGUCACUCAUUUGACAUGACAGCCUGCUGUUCAUUCGAGAAAAAAAAAGUUUUUAGGGUGAUUUUGAAGCGUCAUUCCUACCAUGGGAAGUUAAAAGUGAAAAUCUUACAGUAUUUUUAAGAAAAUACAAAUGUAUUUCAAUAUAUAUCCAUACACUGUACGUACAGGGGGUCCUCAUUUUCUGUCAGAGUUCCGACGAUGGCAAUGUAACCCAAAUUUCUAUAUAAUUCCGAAUGCACUGUCAUCUACCAUGAACCUACAAUGACCAUAAAUUUCCUGGUUCAAAUAGGAUUUGUCAUUAAGACACUGUAAAGCCAAUUCUGAGAUUUGCUCCAAAAUACACAUUUGAAAAUAAUCGCUGAAAUCAAGCAAACCCUUAGAACUAUGUCACAACCAAUUUUGGGGAUAAAGCUUUAAUCUGUUACCAAUCCUUUUUCCUGAUACUUUUUUUUUUUGGGGUGGGGGGGGCUAGGCUUUUACAGUGUCUUUGUGACACACUUCACUUGCCUGCCACGCUAUGAAAGAACUUCGGUUGCAAUUCUGAGUUGACUAGUUUUUAUGAUUCGGCUAGCUGGUGCCUCCCUUCGGGGCGUGUAAAUUCGCAGAACUACGUAGUGGGAUAUUAUUUCAGCCACCAGAGGUUUUAAGCAGAUAGAUUUUUGUGACUCAAACACGGAUAUAUGCGUAGGCAUAAGAAAGAGGCCCGGAGCCUAUAUUUUGAAGCCUCAUUCUAUACUGUAUAUAUAUUUUUUUUGCAAUGUUUGUCGUCAAUCAAAUUUGGCGGGUUCGACAACAACACUCUUCUGUGGUGUGUCAAAUUUAAAAGAAAUUUUUAGAGUUCAUCUGGAAAGGCAUUUUGUGUUCAUCCUGAAAUUCCUCCUAUAACCCAAAUAUUUGUAAAUACCGUGCAGCGUAUUCUUACUCGGCUCACACUGUCCGUAGUCUCAAAAUGUUGUCUCGCAUGUCGGGCUCAUCAUAAUCCGAGGACCCCCUGCAUAUAUUGACAUGAUUCACUUCAGGUCCGUUGACCACCUGUUUGCCCUCAAUGAUCUUCUUAGAUUGGUGCUAAUAAACACUUCAGGUGAUGUCCAAACCAGCACAGCCUCCGAAGCGCAGCAAGGGGAUACUUUGUGCUCGUCCACUGAAGCUGUUCUGAAAUGCAAUGCAGAAGGGGAAAAAAUAAUUCAAUAAAAAGAGUAUGACAGCACGUUGCUGAAGUUCAUAUCUGCCGGAUCCGUCUCUUCAAGCCAAAUGUUACGCAUUAUGCAAUCCCGACUUUCCAUCCUGAGCAGGUGAAAAAAAUAUAUGCCUUAACGAAAAAAAACUUCACUGGUGCUUACGUCAGCUUAGCUCCUCCCAUUAGCAAGUUUCAAGAGCCUUUCAUUACCUGCCACGAGUCCUCAGUUUGAACUUGCAUAUCCAUAAUCGCAAAUUGGAAAAUGUUGCUGUCAUACUCUUUUUUUUCCCCCUCUCUCUCUCUCUCUCUCCACAAGUCUUCGAGCACUUAUGUAUUUUAGCUGCUUAACCUUAAAACACACACAAGCAUCCACAAUUGCUCCACCAGCAGGAGGAGAAUGAUGACACACUUUGAUUCCACGAUCUUUAAACUCAACACAAGGGUUACUUAGUGCCACACAGAAUGCACUUGCAUCUUAAUUUAUUUCACUCCAACAAUAAAACAUCUAUUUUAAAUAGACUCACGACACGCAGUGUGAAAUCCAUGCAUCCAUCAUCAACACCGCUUACCAUGAACAGGGUUGUUGGAGCCUAGCCCAAAUGACUUUGGGGGGAAGCUGGGCUACACCCUGAACUGGUCGCCAGUCAGUCGCAGGGCCCACAUAGAGACAACCUUCACGCCGACAUUCACUGAGUGGGAAGCGACCCUCACUGCCGCCAUACAAGUCAGGCGAGUGUACCACUACACUAUUAGCGAGUCGCAGUGCUGAAACAUUCAUCAAAAACAAGGCAGAGCUUCAUUUUAUUUUGUUAAGUGGCUACAAGACAAUAGAAUUCUCUGGAUUUCAUUCUUUUUUUUCUUUAAGAUGCAUAGUCUAUUUAAAAAAAAUGUGAAUGUGGGUCCAGAUGAUUUAAUUUCGUGCAACCACUUGACAAAAUAAAGCUGAAUCAAUUGAAUUCACCAUUUUUUUAAGUGUGAAAAAAUCGAUUUAAGUUAAAUAUUAGCACUGCACUUAAGUAAAUUAUCGGAAAGUAAAUAUGGUUCUAAAUAAUGAUCCACUAAAAAAAGUAAGGCACUUAAACUUGAUCAAGACUGUACUUAUCUUUAAAAUCAAACAGUUGUAGAAGGUUAAAAUGUGACUUGAUUGUACUGAAAAGUUAAAUAUAAUUGAAUUGUACUUCAGAAAAAUUCAAUCCACUGUAACAUGAUGAAAAGGGAUUCUGUGUGCCACAUUAUGAGAACCACUGACCGACAUGUAUUAUUUUUGAUGUUUGUGUGUGGCCCUAAUACUCCUUCGAAAGUGUUGGAGUUCCUUACAGCUUAAUGAUCACAUGUGAAAACAUUGUUCCAAAUCACGUAUGAGGGUACACAUGAUUGUUGAAACAACAAUCAUCAAGGAAACAACUAAAAAUAUUGAACAUGUAGCAAAAUUAAUGAGUUGACAAGAAGAGAAACAGCCGAGGAGAAAGACUUUAUAGCCACCUAGACUUAUUUCAUCGUCCUAUCACAUCACACACUUCAUCAGAAGAAUUU